GUCAAAACAGAUAUGCUUCUUAUUGUUGCCAUCUUAGAAGGCGUGGCAUUGAUGGUCUCUUCCUUCGUCAUCGUUAUACUUCUACCGAGGAAGGCCAAGUUGUCGAUAGUGUCGAUCAAACUUGACCCGAAUGAAAAGGAGAGGAGGGAGAAAGCACUACUGCUAAAUUUUGGUGUCAUCAAUGAGGCAACAAGUAAUUUUUCUGAGGUAUAUAAGCUCGGAGAGGGCGGAUUUGGGCCAGUUUAUAAGGGGAUUCUGAAAGAUGGACGGGAAAUAGCAGUGAAGAGGUUGUCCAGAACCUCGGGGCAGGGUGUGGUGGAGCUGGAAAACGAGGUGGCUUUCCUGGCUAAGCUUCAGCACAGAAACCUGGUGAGUCUGCUUGGAUGUUGUAUGGAAAAGGAGGAGAAGCUACUUGUCUAUGAAUUUCUUCCUAAUACAAGUCUUGACAAACACUUGUUUGAUCCGGUUUGUAAAAUGCAAUUAGACUGGGGAGCACGAUAUAAAAUCAUCGAAAUCAUCGAAGGAAUUGCUAUUGCUCAAGGUCUUCUUUAUCUCCAUGAAGAUUCACGUGUCCGAGUAAUACAUUGUGAUUUGAAGGCGAGCAACAUCUUGCUAGACAGCAAUAUGAACCCUAAAAUUUCAGACUUUGGACUGGCAAAACUCUUUGGCGUCAACGAAGCCCACACAAACACAAGUCCAAUGGCCGGCACAUAUGGAUACAUGGCACCAGAAUAUGCAUUAUGUGGGCACUUCUCCACUAAAACAGAUGUGUAUAGUUAUGGUGUUUUGGUAUUAGAGAUUGUCACUGGGCAAAGUAACAUUUGUCUUGAUGAGUCGGUGGAUUCUGUCAAUCUACUGAGCUUUGUAUGGCAAAACUGGAAAGAAGGGCAGGCACUGAAAGCUGCGGAUCAAAGCCUUGGAGAUCGAUACAUGGCAGAGCAAGUACUAAGAUGUUUACAAAUUGGGCUACUUUGCGUACAAGAAGACCCAGCGCAGAGACCGAGCAUAGCUUCUGUGGUUGUCAUGCUCAGUUCUCACUCCUUUCUGCUCCCGGACCCUCUAAUUCCAGCAUUCCAUGGAUAGCUUGCCAUUUUAUCAAUUACCAAGAUAGUUAUUUACUGGUAUGAUAAAAGAAUAGAGCUUUGUAGGCCAAAGAAAAUGAUAGAGGUUAGCUGAGGGAGUGUUUGGUUGUCAAAGUAAAUGCAUGGAAAUUAUUUUUUCUAUUUAGUUAAGUGAAUAAAAACAAUGUGUUCAAAUAUGAUA
Phalaenopsis equestris is the source of this 1263-nucleotide messenger RNA. Its product is annotated as putative receptor-like protein kinase At4g00960. Gene Ontology annotation, molecular function: protein kinase activity; ATP binding. The record is from RefSeq and is a predicted model, not a curated record. Gene Ontology annotation, biological process: protein phosphorylation. NCBI's taxonomy places the organism in Eukaryota, Viridiplantae, Streptophyta, Magnoliopsida, Asparagales, Orchidaceae.